Molecule: messenger RNA, 1325 nt
Organism: Mangifera indica (mango)
Lineage: Eukaryota; Viridiplantae; Streptophyta; Magnoliopsida; Sapindales; Anacardiaceae
Product: NADPH-dependent aldo-keto reductase, chloroplastic-like
Exons: 8
Coding region: 138-1043 (301 amino acids)
Cellular component (GO): cytosol
Molecular function (GO): aldose reductase (NADPH) activity
Source: RefSeq, a predicted model, not a curated record
GAGGUCCAGUUUUUGUUAUAAAUAACUUACCUUUGUUGCCGUCCGACUCUCUGCUCUAUAUAAGCCAUUGCUAGUGUGGCUUGCUCUGUCCUUUCUCGUCUUGCAGUUGGUUCAAAAUUGAAACAAGCUUUCGAGAAAUGGCAGCGACAGCGAUUAGAUUCUUUGAAUUGAAUACAGGAGCCAAAAUCCCGUCCUUUGGAUUGGGAACUUGGCAGUCUGAUCCCGGUGUUGUUGCAGACGCCGUUACCACUGCCAUUAAGGCGGGCUAUCGUCACAUCGACUGUGCUCAAAUCUAUGGCAAUGAGAAUGAGAUUGGUGGGGCGCUGAAGAAAUUGUUCGCUGAAGGUUUGGUGAAGCGUGAAGAAUUAUGGAUCACCUCCAAACUCUGGUGUAAUAAUCAUGCUCCAGAAGAUGUGCCCAAGGCAUUGGAUCAAACUUUACAAGACUUGCAACUUGACUAUCUUGAUCUGUAUCUUAUCCACUGGCCGGUUAGCAUGAAAAAGGGUUCGGUUGGUUUUAAGCCUGAAAACCUUAGCCAACCUGAUAUACCCAAUACAUGGAAAGCAAUGGAGGGAUUACAUGAUUCUGGUAAGGCUCGAGCUAUUGGAGUGAGUAAUUUCUCUACGAAGAAGCUUGGGGAUCUGUUGGCAGUAGCACGUGUGCCUCCUGCCGUUAAUCAAGUCGAGUGUCAUCCUUCGUGGCAUCAGCAAAAGUUGCAUGCAUUCUGUAAAUCCAAAGGAAUUCACCUAACUGGGUACUCGCCACUGGGCUCCCCAGGUAUACGAUCUAUCAAGAGUGACAUUCUCACGAAUCCAAUUGUCACCAUGCUAGCAGAGAAAUUAGGCAAGACUCCAGCACAAGUGGCUCUUCGUUGGGGACUACAGAUGGAUCAUAGUGUAAUUCCCAAGAGUACAAAAGAGGCAAGGAUCAAUGAGAACUUCGAUGUUUUUGACUGGUCUAUACCUGAAGACUUGUUUGCCAAGUUUUCCGAAAUUCACAGGAGAGGCUUAUUAAGGGUACUGCAUUUGUGCAUGAGACUCUGAGCGCGUACAAGACUAUUGAAGAACUUUGGGAUGGCGAAUUAUGAACAAGAGAGGCUUAUUAAGGGUACUUCAUUAGUGCAUGAGACUCUGGGCGCAUACAAGACUAUUGAAGAACUUUGGGAUGGCGAAUUAUGAACAAGUACUGCAUUUUCCAUAUGUAGUUAGUUGAGCAUCUGAGAGAAAUAAACUAAGCUGUAUGGUGAUUUUGCAGAUUGUUUGAACCUAAAUGUGAUUUUUUUGUUGAAUGUUAUUCCGAAUUAAAGUCGUUGAAUUUUCGUGUGA